This is a messenger RNA of Actinia tenebrosa (Australian red waratah sea anemone), 2559 nucleotides long. RefSeq names its product protein FAM8A1. The record is from RefSeq and is a predicted model, not a curated record. NCBI's taxonomy places the organism in Eukaryota, Metazoa, Cnidaria, Anthozoa, Actiniaria, Actiniidae.
AAGCGAUGGUUAUCCAAGAUGGCGGACCAUAAAGAAAAAGAACCGAACGACAACAAACCAUCAGUCAGCCCAAAUAUGACCAGCACAACCACUCAAAGCACACAAUCUAAUCCCUAUGUAAAUGAUACUACCGCACGUAAUCCUAAUCUACUGAAUAACUCUCUAUAUUCGCUGUCUUCGUGGUAUUAUAUGCAGUCUUACUGUCAGUAUUAUUAUGCUUCUUGUUAUUUGUACAUGUACCAUUAUUGGCAAACCUUGGCUUCACAAAGUCCUACUCAGGUCACUAGUUCGACGGGGAAUCAUGUUCCUGGGAAUUCGGAACAGUACAGAGUUCAUGCAGAACGCUUCGGGCAAUUUCAACAAGUUAGAAUAGAAGGGUGUGAAGCAAGAGUUAGUACACUACAGAAGAGGAUACUUGCAGAAGUUGUUGAUUUUUUCUUUCUGUAUUUAACCAAGUUUUUAAUGUUCUCGAUAUUUUACAAUGACAUAGAAAAAUAUUCUCAACUACAAUAUUCACUCAUUGUGGAUGAAAAUACAAGUCUAAAGGACCUAGAGGAGCUUCUUAUUCAAGCUCUUGUUUACAGAUUCAUGGUGUUUGCUUAUGAGACUCUCUUCAUAGUUGGUGGUUUUUAUGGGAUUUUGGGUGGAGCAACUCCUGGUAAAUAUUUUGUGGGAAUAUUGGUGUUAUCGGCAGAGACAGUGGAAUUGAUUGACAUUGACGAUAGAGGAGAAAAAGUGAGAGUGGUGCCUGGCAUGAAUCCAGGAUGGUGGAGAGCAUCUCUGAGGGCACUCGUCAAGAACUUCUCUAUGACUUUUCUCUUUCCCGUUUUCUUAACGAUCUUCUUCUUCAAACAUAAUCGAACCAUCUACGAUAUCAUCUCUGGAACAGUCGUAGUUGACAAGGAGUCAUAUCGACAAAGACACCAGUGAAUGAAAAAUUACAAAGACUCUUCAUUAUAUAUUCCAUGUGCACUGUGCACUGCUGACAUGCUGGGAAACUAUUCUCUCUAAAUCUAAAUUAAAUCUUGUCAGAAAACUCAGUUUUCUAUCCUAAUUUCAAUUUCAUUUUAACUUUAUUUAAUAAUUAUAAAGUAAACAUAAGAGGGGGUGACAAAUGACAGUCACAACUUAGCACUGAUAAACUUGCAGCCCUCUAUGUUUAAUACCUAAUGUCAUGACACAGGACCGCCAUUUUAUGUCUGGUCAUCUGAGCCACUCAAGAAAUAACCGGAUAUUUUUUAGAACGAAGGCUGCAUCAUGGACUCAGCUAUUUUUAAUAAUGGGAGGUUCUUAUAUACAACGUCUCAAUGCUCUUUACAUUAUUUUAUGACCAGUGGAGGACUUUACUGGCUGCGUAUUUAGGCGCUAGUAGCAGCUGUGCAGCUUACAAUCAUGAGUGAUUUGUUAGCACAUUAGUGUUAUGCACCAGACAAAAAUAGGCUGUUGAACCGGGAGACAACCCCCUACUCUUACAUGAAUAAUUCAACAGGUUCUUUUAUGUCCCCCAUUUUACUGCAGGUAAUUAGGAAGGGUUGGGAGACAGGGCCUAUGGUUUAAAGUCCUUAUGCAAGAAGACUUGAAGGUCUAACCUUUGCAGAUACAUAUUAUUAUAAAGGCAGCACCUUCUCCUCAGUUAUUUUUUAAGACCCUGAGUAUUGGUCCAAUAUGAUUUUUCAAAGACCUUGUGUGUUGGCUCAGCUAAGGUUUGAACCCACUAACUUUCACACAAUAGGCAGUGAGUGCCCAAGUGAUUGUGAGGGGAUCUUAUUCAACUAUAUGACAUGUAAGUGUGAUUCAAUUAAUGCUUGUUAAUCGAAGUAUUAUGAUCAUCUGGGUGGAUGUGGUCCUGAGAAGGACUGAUUGAUGUAACUGUUUGAUGUGACUGAAAAUUAAUGCUACUGCACCACACCUCUAGUAAGGGCAAUAUCUGAAUGUAAUUAACAUUCAGAAUAUGAAUUUUAAUAGCUUCAUAUUGUUAAACGAUUAUUUAUAUAUUUUAAAAUUGAAAUCCUGAAUGCUUUGCAUGCUAACAGUGCGGACACUUGAACCAUGAACACUUCAAGGAUUAUCCAAUCACAGCUCUCUGUAGAAACAAAGGAAUCAAGCAUUUUUAGGCACCAUCCAAUCACAAAGAAAUGGGGAGAAAUCUUUAAAUGUUAUAGUUUUAGCUCACUCCAUGUGAACUUACAAACUGCUACAUCACGUAUUAAUGCGUGGUAGUAUGCAAAACUGUGGCACCAAGUGCAAACUUUCAAUAAUUUACAGAAAUAAAAAAAAUAUAUUGUUCAUUGAUGAAGUAGCUGUUUAUAAAAAUUAAUGAAACUUUAACAGCAACAACAACUCAAGAGACUCUGGAAUCGCACAUAAAAAUGCAGCAACCUCUGUAAGAAUCUGUCUUCUGAUUGGAUGAUUCCAAAAUUGUUAAAACACCUUGAAGUGUUCAUGAGUAUCUGCACAGUAAUAACUUCUUUAAACAAGAAAACUUAUUAAGAUGUUAUAAAAUCAUAAUCAAAUAAUGUACAUUUAUUAGCUAGAAAAAAUAAAGGGCUUUUCUGUUCA